This is a messenger RNA of Diabrotica virgifera virgifera (western corn rootworm), 3802 nucleotides long. RefSeq names its product 5-aminolevulinate synthase, erythroid-specific, mitochondrial-like. Lineage: Eukaryota; Metazoa; Arthropoda; Insecta; Coleoptera; Chrysomelidae. Gene Ontology annotation, biological process: heme biosynthetic process; hemoglobin biosynthetic process; erythrocyte development. Gene Ontology annotation, cellular component: mitochondrion; mitochondrial matrix. The record is from RefSeq and is a predicted model, not a curated record. The transcript has 8 exons. Bases 180 to 1691 code for a protein of 503 amino acids. Gene Ontology annotation, molecular function: 5-aminolevulinate synthase activity; pyridoxal phosphate binding.
UUGACCUUUAAUCAGAUCUACAAAUUGAAAAAGUGGUGGAAACACACAAAAAAGGUAUUUAUUCAAAGAAAGGGAAAGAGGAAAGACAGCGCGCGGUAGUGGAGAGGAUUUGACCUACUGAAUACUGACGUCAAAUAAUUUAAAUUAAAUUUCACUUUCAAAUACAUAAGUCUUGAAAGAUGUCUUGUCCAUUCCUUUCAAAAUUAAGCCAAGCUUAUUUGAAGAAUUAUGCUUCUCUUUUGGUCAAAAUGUAUGGUAACCAAUGUCCUGUGAUAUCCAGAAGCAUGAAUAAUGUUGCCAGUAAGGCUGAAGUUAAAACUCAAGAUGACGUGUUUGCCUACGAUCAGUUCUUCCAUCAGCAAAUCAUGAAGAAGAAGAAGGAACAUUCCUACAGAGUUUUUAAGAAAGUCAAUCGGUUGGCAGGACCUGGAGAAUUUCCAAAAGCUGUAGAACAUUCAUGGGGACAAGCACCAAUAACUGUCUGGUGUUCAAAUGAUUAUCUAGGAAUGUCGUCUCAUCCUGAAGUAAAAGCUGCCGUACGAGAUGCACUAGAAAAAUACGGAACUGGAGCAGGAGGAACUCGAAACAUUUCUGGCAAUUCAACUCUGCACGAAAAGUUGGAGUCCAAUCUUGCUGAGCUACACAAUAAAGAUGCUGCCUUGCUGUUUACUUCGUGCUUUGUCGCUAACGACUCAACUUUAUACACUUUGGCUAAAGCUUUACCAGGUUGUCAUAUAUUUUCUGACGCUGGGAAUCACGCAUCAAUGAUUCAAGGGAUCAGAAAUAGCCGUGUUCCUAAGCAUAUAUUCAGGCACAAUGAUCCAGCACAUUUAGAAGAACUUCUCCAAGGAGUUGAUCGAAACGUUCCCAAAAUUGUAGCAUUUGAAACUGUGCAUUCCAUGUCAGGAGCUGUGUGCCCGCUAGAGGAACUUUGUGAUAUUUCCCAUAAAUAUGGAGCGUUAACAUUCGUGGACGAAGUCCAUGCGGUUGGUUUGUACGGCGAGCAUGGCGCAGGAAUUGGAGAAAGGGAUCACGUGAUGCACAAAAUGGAUAUGAUAUCGGGAACACUGGGCAAGGCUUUUGGAAAUGUUGGUGGUUAUGUGGCUAGUACCUCUGCUUUGAUCGAUAUGGUGAGAUCCUACGCAGCGGGCUUUAUAUUCACUACAUCACUACCACCGACGGUUCUGGCAGGAGCGUGUAAAUCUAUUGAAAUAUUAGCAUCGGAGGAAGGAAGAAAACUAAGAGACCAACAUCAAGCUAACGUCAAAUAUCUCAGAAAUUCAUUGUUAGAGAACGGUUUCCCUGUAGAACACACCCCCAGUCAUAUCAUCCCAAUAAAAAUCGGAAACCCUUUACGAUGCGGCGCCGUUUGUGAUACCUUAUUGAAAGAAAAAGGCCACUACAUUCAAGCCAUUAAUUACCCUACCGUUGCUAGAGGAGAGGAGAAAUUGAGAUUAGCCCCCACACCGCAUCAUUCCAAAGAAUUGAUGGACACGUUAGUUCGAGAUUUAAAGGAAGUGUGGCACGACCUGGAGCUUCCACUAACGGGGCAACAAUGUGGACAGCAAUGCAAGUUUUGUCAAAAACCACUGCUUUUUGACUACUACGAGUCGAGAGAAAACCGAAGAUGUGCAGCCGAUAUUCACUGUGAUAUCCCCAACUGUCCACAACUUGUGGCUAUCACCAUUUAACACAAGAAAAGAAGAUCACUAUGAUAUGGUGUUGGUUGGGUGUAACGGUUGUUAAUGGUUAUAAUUACAUUCUUUAAAUAAAAUCAAACGUACUGAGACAAGGAAAUAAAAACCUUAAGAAAUUGCUUCAUCGUCGUCGCAAAUAUCCAAAUUACUCAGAUCCUGGGUUAGACCGCGUCGUUUUUGGCUGUGUCGAGCUUCCUUUUCUCUGUGGAAUCAUAUCUGGUGUACAAGCCUUAGCGGACUCGUACACCAAAGCAAUAUCCUACAGAAAUCGCAUAGGUAUAACAUACAUUGCGGAAAUAUAUGCAGUGAGCAGGGUUGCCAGGUUAGUUUUUAUUUCUUCAGUGGUUUUGCUUUCAAAAAAUCAGUAGAAAUCAGUAGAUUUUGUAAGCCAUGUAUAAUACAGUAAAACCUGUGUUAACGACUUCCUGUACUAACGGCCAGUUUAAAAAUUCUCCAAACCAAUUAUAUGUAGAUCCACUAUAUUUUCUACCAGAUUCUAAAAUCUAAUAGAUUUAAAAUUUUCUCACUAAAUCACAAGAAAUUUUGCUAGAUCUACUAGAAAGUCUACUAAAUUGGCAACCCUAAAUAUGGUACAAAAACUUCUAUUGUGCAGUGAAGGAGAAUGGCUCUAGAGUUUCUAAUCGCAUCUGCUUUUUUUUCGUAGUCAUUAUUGGUAAAAUUCCCACGGUUUAUUAAUUUCUUAAUUAAAUUUAUUGUUGGAACAUUUCAUUUGCAUUUAAUUCAGAGAAUACUGUGGUAUUCAAUUAUUUGAUAUUUUAUCAAUAAUUAUUGAACUACUGUUCAAUGUUAAAGUUGAACUGCUGCUAGCUUGAAAUCAAGUUGGCGGAACAUGCGAUAACUUAAAAAAAAGAGCAAUAAAUUUUUUCUUGGAACAUAAAACUUGCAUGUAAUUCAGAGAAUACUGGUAUUCAAUUAUAGAUAAUUUAUCAAUUUUUUGGUAUCAAAUUGAUAAAUUAUCUAUAAUUGAAUACCAGAGUCUUCUCUGAAUUACAUGUAAAAAUGUUCCAAGAAAAAAUUUAUUGCUCUUUUUUUAAGUUAUGGCAUGUUCCGCCAACUUCAUUUCAAACUAGCAGUAGUUCAACUUUAACAUUGAAAAGUAGUUCAGUAAUUAUUGAUAAAAUAUCAAAUAAUUGAAUACCACAGUACUCUCUGAAUUAAAUGCAAAUGAAGUGUUCCAACAAUAAAUUUAAUUAAGAAGUUAAUAAACCGUGGGAAUUUUACCAAUAAUGACUACCAAAACCAGAUGCGAUUAGAAACUCUAGAGCCAUUCUCCUUCACUGCACAAUAGAAGUUUUUGUACCAUAUUCGGGGUUGCCAAUUUGGUAGAUUUUCUACUAGAUCUAGUAGAUUUUAGAAUCUGGUAGAAAAUAUAGUAGAUUUUAGUAGUAGAACGUGUGAUAACUUAAAAAAAAGAGCAAUAAAUUUUUUCUUGGAACAUUAAAUUUGCAUUUAAUUCAGAGAAUACUUUGGCAUUCAAUUAUAAAUGAUUUAUCAAAUUUUUGAACUAUUGUUCUGCUAGCUUGAUUAUCAAGUUAGCAGAACAUGCGAUAACUUUUUUAAAAAAAGAGCAAUAAAUUUUUUCUUGGAACAUUAAAUUUGCAUCUUAUUUACACUUAAUUAUGGUAUAAGAAUAACUGUGUUCUGCUGACUUUGUUCUGCUAACUUGAUGGACGUCCUUUUAACCCCGCUCACUGCAUAUCAUUCCGCAAUGUAUGUUAUAUGUGAUCUCUGUAGGAUAUUGCUUUGGUGUACGAGUCCGCUUAGUCUCAUUCAGAGGCAAAAAAUAUUGCAAUACACAAAACAUCCAAUACAAAUCUCUUAAAGAAACUGCAAUGGUCAAGUUGUGUCAAAUCCUGUUACCAAAAACUUGUUUUAUUUAAUUAUGUUAAACGAGGUAUAGAUAAAUUUUAUUAAUUUUUAUGUUUUUGCUUUAAAUUUGUACAUGUUGAGAUUAUUUUAUCAAAAAUAUUUAUCAUUUUGCUCUUUUCUGCAAUAUAAAAAGUGAUGGAGGGGUUGAUAUUCUUUACAAAUGUAUUUUUAAGGUUUCCAUUACAAUAUGUCUCAGAUUAAAACAGCAAAAGAAA